This is a messenger RNA of Colletotrichum spaethianum, 621 nucleotides long. RefSeq names its product ER lumen protein-retaining receptor. Bases 1 to 621 code for a protein of 206 amino acids. The record is from RefSeq and is a predicted model, not a curated record. The transcript has 5 exons. Gene Ontology annotation, biological process: endoplasmic reticulum to Golgi vesicle-mediated transport; protein retention in ER lumen. Gene Ontology annotation, molecular function: ER lumen protein retrieval receptor activity. NCBI's taxonomy places the organism in Eukaryota, Fungi, Ascomycota, Sordariomycetes, Glomerellales, Glomerellaceae. Gene Ontology annotation, cellular component: endoplasmic reticulum; cis-Golgi network; membrane.
AUGCUCAACCUCUUUCGCAUUGCUGGGGACUUGUCCCACCUUGCCAGUAUUGGCAUCCUCCUCCAUAAGAUGGUGCAACUGAAUAGCUGCUCAGGUAUCUCGUUCAAGUCGCAAGCCCUCUACUUCCUGGUCUACAUUACCAGAUACCUUGACCUCUUCUCGACCUCGAGUCUCUGGAACCUCAUGUUCAAGAUCCUCUUCAUCACCUCCCAAGGCUACAUCGUCUACUUGAUGACGACCGCCUACAAGCCGACCAACGACCCCAACCAGGACACUUUCCGUGUCCAUCCUGGCCAUCCUCUUCCCAUACUACUACACCUUCUGGGAGAUCCUCUGGCCUUCUCCAUUUGGCUCGAGGCCGUCGCCAUCCUGCCCCAGCUCUUCAUGCUCCAGCGCACCGGCGAGGCCGAGACCAUCACCACCCACUACCUUUUCGCCCUGGGCAUCUACCGUGCCCUCUAUAUCCCCAACUGGAUCUACCGCUACUUCACCGAGGUCAACCACAAGGUUGACUGGAUCGCCAUCACUGCCGGUAUCGUCCAGACGGUUCUCUACAGUGACUUCUUCUGGAUCUACUACACCAAGGUGAUGAAGGGCAAGAAGUUCAAGCUGCCUGUUUAA